AUGCUAAAUCUAUCUGUGCUAAAGGAGAAGGUGAGGAAUACGAAAUCCCACAUUCUGGAAGGAAUUCCGUUGAUCGGUGGUGUCCGCACAAACAAAGAGCGAAGUGAUCAAACAGCGCAUCUGCAACGGAACCUUGUGAAAAGCAGCAACCUUACCACCCUUGCUGACAAAGAAGUAAUGCGUUCCAACAAAUCUUAUGCAGAUCAUCUACGAAGAACUGAUAGUAUACCAGCAGCGAUCAGGAACUCCAGAGAAUCCAAACAUAUAUCGUUCAGAGGAACCAAGUAUGAUACCGUGUACGUUGAACAGAGUAGUCCCUCAUUGCAGGGAAGUCAGUCUGAAGAUGAACUUGUUACCAAGUCGGGAAGAGAAUCGACCGUACAAGCAUAUUCCGCUUCAAACUUGAAAAACAGUGUACGGGAAUCAGGCUACUCUGAUCAUCCACAAAGCAGUUUCAGUGUGGCCCGUGGUGUUAAUAAGGAGGAACAAAUACGUCUGCUAGAAAUUCGUCGUGCUAAACUCUUGAGUCGAAUUCACGAGUUACUCACAAACGUGGAUCAACAAGGGCAACUUCGUUCAAAUGCUGAGACAGCAGAACAAAGAGAGCUAAGCAAACUUCACCCUGUAAAGGAAGACCUAAUAGUACCCAGGGUAGCCAGUUACUGGAAUGCAAAAAGUACGCAAACCGAAGGUAGAAAACUACUGAAAGCUCGCAGAGGACUACAUGUAAUUCAGAAGCCACAACCUCCUGGAGUGCCUGUUCAUUAUACAGGAGGUCCCGGUCCUCAAGCCAAGAGGGGACUAGUCCAAAACAAAGUAUUUGAGGAUAAAAAAAGCAUGUUGAGGAUGGAUAAAUCAACGGAAAUUGACGAAUGGAAUUUGGAGGAUGAACAAUACAAAUGUGACGGAAAAGACAAAUCAGUUCAAACGCAGUUUCUCAAGCCGCGUCAACGUCGUCGUUUCAGCGAUGCUGUGGAAAUAACAGUUCGGAUGCUUUCCCAGCCGAAUUAUACGAUGAAGGUAGUGGCUGAUGGGAGUGGGUUACGAGCAGUGAGGGAAGAUAUUAAAAUAGAGUCAAAUAGAACUAGCUUAGCCGUGGGAACAGAACCUGAACCAGAACCCAGAUACAAAGGUCUGCAAUCUGCUACGACUAGUGAAGAAGGUUUUAGAAACAAAAGGGUUAGUUCGGUAAUAGAGGUGUUUUUAAAACAACCGUCUAUGAGACUCGAUUAUGCGCAGAGUCUCCAAUCAUCUGAGGAGCCGAAAAAGGUAGAGGGCCAAUACAAAGAUAAGGAGGAACACAAGUCAGGUAACUCAAUACUGGCAUCUUCACGGAAAGACAAUGGUGAAGAUUUUUUGGAUUUAUCUGAUCAGAAGCGACCGGAAAAAUCCGAAGUUUCUGUUCCGGAAAUGCAUAAUUUGAGAUCAUCGCUUGGAACACUCGUCGUAUCAGUUGAUGCCCAACCAUCUCAGUUGGAUAAAACAGCUGUGGGUGAAUCGAGACUAGGAGACAGGGAGCCAACGCAGGAUAAAAACUUAGCAAGCUUAUCUGAUGAUUUCGGACCUACAUCCGAACAUGCCAAGAGAACUGAGUUGGAGUUCCCCGAUUACAAACAGUUCGAAAACAGUGAAUAUACUAUUCCAGUGGAUCAUCUUCUGACACAACCACAUACAGAACCUGUGGCAUCUUAUGAUUUUGAACGUUUGCAAGGGGAUAGAACAAAAAUCGGUGGGCUUGAACAGGACGGCGAUGGACAAUUGCGGCAGUUGGAAAUAACAAGACUGGUUGGCGAUAUCGAAGCGGUGGCCAAACCGGUGAGCCAUGGUGAAGACAUUCGUUUCGAUAGGUUGGGUAACAAUCAGCCAGAAACUAAAGAAAGUCUUUAUUCACUAGGACGCGCCGCAACACCAGAUGGUGGUGCAGCCACCGAGUUGCUUGAGUCCCAACUACCGAAAGCAGAGACAACAGAUGUGUAUCAACUAGGCCAAAAAGAUGGCGACCUGCUGCAAGAGGCGGAAGCAACAAGCCCUACUGGCAGCACCAUUGCAGAACCCAAACUCGAGGACCGAAAUCAAGAAUCCGUGCUAGCUUCUUCGGAGAGAAAUGUUUCGGAUCCAGGGGAAAGAGCUGUUUCACCAGAACUUGGUCUGCCAUCACCGUCUGAGUCGUCAGCUAUGGUGCAUGACUCUCGGUCAUCCGAAAUCGAGAGGACAGCGUCAUAUGAGGUUGGAGAAGACAGCGAUGGUAUGCCAAGGGAGCCAGGCAUCGUUGAACAGCCCGACAUUGAACAUAGUGUUCAGCAUUUGGGAACAGGCCCAAUACCUGCUUCUAAUCAAACUGCACCAGCGUCGAUUGAGAGAAAUGAGGGGAAAAUAGAAUCUGACGAACGGAGUGAAGUGAUCGCUUCCACCGCCGAUGAACCCGAAUACACCACAAUUAAUGCUUUCCUGAACUGCCCGACAUUGAACAUGAUGUUCAGCAUUUGGGAACAGGCGCAAUACCUGCUUCUGAUCAAACUGCACCAGCGUCGAUUGAGAGGAAUGAGCGGAAAAUGGAAUCUGAAGAGCGGAGUGAAGUGA
Molecule: messenger RNA, 2580 nt
Organism: Opisthorchis viverrini
Lineage: Eukaryota; Metazoa; Platyhelminthes; Trematoda; Opisthorchiida; Opisthorchiidae
Exons: 1
Coding region: 1-2580 (859 amino acids)
Source: RefSeq, a predicted model, not a curated record